AAGAAGACAUGCGCAGAAAGCCACACGUGUGCCCCUUUCUAAAGUCGAAACGUGAAGAUGGCGGACGGAGAGAUUGCCUCAGUGAAGAAGCAUAAGAAGAAGAAGGAAAAGAAAAUUACUGAUGAAGAACUUGGGGACAUUCAGGAGACUGGCGAUUUCCUCAUCAAGCCAGAGUCCAAGAUCGCCUCCUUGGACACAUCGCAGUGGCCUUUGUUGCUGAAGAACUUUGACAAGCUCAACAUCCGAACAGCUCAUUACACACCUCUGCCAAGUGGGUGCAAUCCAUUGAAGAGGAAUAUUCAGGACUAUGUCAGGUCGGGCUUCAUUAACCUGGACAAACCUGCCAAUCCGUCCUCCCACGAGGUGGUGGCCUGGAUCAGGCGCAUUCUACGGGUGGAGAAGACAGGCCACAGUGGCACGCUUGACCCCAAGGUGACGGGCUGCCUCAUCGUCUGUGUGGACAGGGCCACGCGUCUGGUCAAGUCCCAGCAGAGUGCAGGCAAAGAGUAUGUGGGAAUUGUUCGGCUGCACAAUGCUCUUGAGAACGAGCACCAGCUGGCAAGGGCUCUUGAAACCCUCACAGGCGCCUUGUUCCAGCGACCCCCUCUGAUCGCAGCUGUAAAGAGGCAGCUAAGAGUGCGUACCAUCUAUGAAAGCAAGCUUAUCGAGUACGAUCCAGAGAGGAGGCUAGGGAUUUUCUGGGUCAGCUGUGAGGCUGGAACCUACAUCCGAACGCUCUGUGUUCACCUGGGGCUCCUGCUGGGUGUGGGAGGGCAGAUGCAGGAGCUGAGGAGGGUGCGGUCGGGCGUGCUGGGUGAGAAGGACAAUAUGGUCACCAUGCAUGACGUAUUGGAUGCCCAGUGGCAGUAUGACCACAACAAGGAUGAGACCUAUCUGAGGAGGGUCAUCUUCCCCUUGGAGAAGCUGCUGGUGUCCCACAAGAGAAUCGUCAUGAAGGACAGUGCCGUGAAUGCCAUCUGCUAUGGUGCAAAGAUCAUGCUUCCUGGCGUCCUACGGUAUGAAGAUGGCAUUGAGUUGAACCAGGAGAUUGUUGUCAUUACCACCAAAGGAGAGGCAAUUUGUUUAGGAAUUGCCCUGAUGACCACGGCUGUGAUCUCCACAUGUGACCAUGGUGUGGUGGCCAAGAUCAAGAGGGUCAUUAUGGAAAGGGACACAUACCCUCGCAAGUGGGGCCUGGGACCAAAGGCCAGCCAGAAGAAAAUGAUGAUUCAGAAGGGCCUACUGGACAAGCACGGAAAGCCCAACGGCAGCACUCCCUCUGACUGGAAGACGAGCUAUGUGGACUACAGUACACCAAAGAAAGCUGCUGCUGUAGAGAGUGAACCAGCUGGCAAGAGGAAGAGGGAAGCCAGCGAUAGUGACAGUGAUGUGGGCACACCUGCUGCUUCUGUGCCCGACACCCCCAAGACCGAGGAGGCCAAAAAGGAGAAGAAGAAAAAGAAGAAAGAGAAGAAGCAGAAGCUUUCUGAAGAGGCGGCGGAGCAGCCGGCCGCAGAGGAACCUGCAGCAGAGGAGACUCCAGAGGCGGGCGAGAGUGCCAAGAAGAAGAAGAAGAAAAAGAAGCAGAAGGAAGCGGAAGCAGAGUCGGAGUGAGGUCACAUGACUGAACUCCCCGAGACUGAACUGAAUCCCUCCGCAGCGAGGGUGUGGGUGGGGGGGGCGGGGCGCGUGCACAGCUGUACAGAUGUAGAGGCACUGAAGCGACACCCCCCCACCCCCUCCCCUCACCGUUUCUCCCGUUCAUCCAGUCUGUGUCCAACAUGGCAGCCGACCUCAGCGAGUGCUGUCUGGGGUCGAGCUCACUGCCCAUUUCUAAACGGUUUCGUAGCCCUUCCGGACGCAGUGAAUGAGACAGGACUGUUGCAAACAUCCUCUUUUUAAACUGAUUUUGAUCUUUUAAAUUGCUCACCCCUUACGAAAAGUCUACCAUAUAUUUGUUUUUUGGGGGUAUAUCCCCUGUAUUAUGUGAGUGUGAAGACGUGUUUAUAAUGGAAUGUCUUAUUUUUGUAUUGUAAAUAGCCAAGCUGGGGGAAAAAACUGGGUGAGAGGUCAUGAAAUGGAAGCGUGAUCAAGUGGAAAGAUGUAAUUGGCAAACAAUGAUUUUCUUUUGUACACAUGCCUGUCUUUGCCUGAUUGGUGUCUUAAGUUCACUACCCUUAGCUCACCUCUAGGGGGUGUUACUGCAUGGAAGAAAGAAAAAAGGAAUAAGUUCAGACUCCUGAGUCAGCAUAUGAGGGGAAUUUUCUUUUGUAGUGGUCAUAUGCUUAAAUGAGGCGAUUUCGUUUUUGUGGGUGUUCCUAUCUCAGGCGCAGCUCGUCUUAAAUUGUGAGGGGGGGGGGGGAGCAUUUUGUUCUGACUCAUCUAGAUCUUCCAGGAAGUUGGUCUGUGUCAGACGUGCACUGCAGCAUGGAACCGAACCGUGAUCUUGUGGGUGAUUGCGACAGCAUGCUUGCUCCAGCUAUAAUCUGCUGACUUGGUUUGAAAUCUCUCUUUCAAGAGAAUAAUUCAGAGUAAUUGGCAUGUAGCCUAGAUUACUAAUUAUAAUCACUGGCAGCCAACUAAGGUGAUCUGUGUAGAAGCAUGACUGGAUUGUACCAAUGCUAAAUGGCUGUAUGUGCAGUGAGUAUAUGUGAAGGUGGUGCGUGCUGCUGUGUAGUUCAGGACACUUCCUCUAAAAAAGGACCAGAAUGGGACCAAGUACCAUGUGACAGGCGUGCUCCUAAUCUUUGUCCCAGUGCCACUGUUCUUGCGCAGUAUGCAAGCCAAUGACACAAAUGGAUGCAAAGCUGUGUGUUUAGGGAGAAAUGAUGCAUUAAAGUCCAAAGUAAGAGAGGCAUAUGCAUGCAUGAACUGAACUCUUCCUCCAGCCUGAAAUGCACACCUAAAAAUUCUCUUGAAGGAACAGUUUGAGAUUCCAGUAUUUUUAUUUGGCUGCAUCUUGUGUAGAAAUAUUCUGUAAAUAAGGUGAUCCAAACUAAAUUUUCACAUGUCAGAGCUUGUUUUGGCUUCAGUUUUUGUUUUGUUCAAAGUUUGUAGUAUAUUUACCACUUUAGAGACUGAAGUUCUUUGGGGUCCUGAAGCAGGUUAUUUUAAUUUUAAUUGAAUAUAAUUUGA
This is a messenger RNA of Megalops cyprinoides (Indo-Pacific tarpon), 3135 nucleotides long. It is a transcript of the gene dkc1, whose product is annotated as dyskeratosis congenita 1, dyskerin. The record is from RefSeq and is a predicted model, not a curated record. The transcript is spliced from 15 exons. Gene Ontology annotation, molecular function: pseudouridine synthase activity; RNA binding. Gene Ontology annotation, biological process: mRNA pseudouridine synthesis; box H/ACA sno(s)RNA 3'-end processing; rRNA pseudouridine synthesis. NCBI's taxonomy places the organism in Eukaryota, Metazoa, Chordata, Actinopteri, Elopiformes, Megalopidae. Gene Ontology annotation, cellular component: box H/ACA snoRNP complex. Bases 58 to 1614 code for a protein of 518 amino acids.